Molecule: messenger RNA, 602 nt
Organism: Gilbertella persicaria
Lineage: Eukaryota; Fungi; Mucoromycota; Mucoromycetes; Mucorales; Choanephoraceae
Exons: 2
Coding region: 93-416 (107 amino acids)
Source: RefSeq, a predicted model, not a curated record
AGUGUUUUUUCUCACACAGUGUACAAGAUGGUGUCUAUAUAAAUAAUGACUGAUUUUCAGUUUCUUUUUUUUUUUCUUACGUUUUAUUCAAUAUGCCUUUCCGUUGUAAAUGUGGUAGAACCUUUGAAAAGACAGAUACAUUUGCAUCCCAUACUUCCUCUUGUGCUCCUUUCCAUCAUCGUCGUAUGUCAGACACAACUCAAUUGUCUACCAACAACUAUCCAGCUUCACAACCACAGCGUCAAUCAUUGCCUUUUAUUACAACAUCUACUGAAUCUCUUAUGGAAGACACAAGUGAUUUGUCAAGCUCUGCACCUAACACAAGCACUUUCUUUAUGCCUACUGCGCUUUCACUUCAAAAUGCAUUUGAAGGUGCCAGAAGAAGAUCCAUGUCUUAUGGUUCUUCACUUAAAUAGAGAAAAAAAAAUACCCUUUUCUCUCUCUCUCUCUUUUUAUUUAUUUAUUAAGAAACCAUAAAAAAAUUUUUUUUCUUUACUCUUUCACACAUAUCCAUACACUGCAUUCUGUCUACCCUAAAUAUUUAUAUGUAUAUAUAUAUAUAUAAUAAAAUAAAAAAAAUUGAUAGCUUAAUUAAGUACCUG